AUGGGAAACAAGCACUCAGGAAGAGGUGCACUCUCAGAGCGUUGCAGAGCAUUAGCUGAAGAAAUUUUCAAAGAAAUUGAUGUUGAUGGAAGCUUGACGAUAGAUAUGGAAGAGACUGCAAAAUGGUGGUCUCAAAACUUCGCAAUUGUAAAUUCUCGAGCAAUGUUUGAGAACGUUGACCGUGAUCGCAACGGGGCUAUUGAUUUCAGCGAAUGGAUGGAUUUUUGGGCUCUAGUAAAGCAUCAAGGAUAUAGUGACGAUGAGAUUUUUGAAGAACUCACUAAUUUAAAAAAUAGAGGUUCAUGGGUUCAAUUUAUUGGAACUCAAGUUCAUGCAAAGGCCAAGGAUUAA
Messenger RNA from Blepharisma stoltei, 351 nucleotides. NCBI's taxonomy places the organism in Eukaryota, Ciliophora, Heterotrichea, Heterotrichida, Blepharismidae. The record is from the annotation of a GenBank genome assembly.